AUGAGUCUAAUGGAUAUUAUCCCGUGUGGCAACCACCCCCGCUUUAUUGCAGCUCGGUCUAUCUCAUCUACCCCGAACUACCAGAAGGGUCCUAUCGAUGUGGGAAAGGACACUUUGAAGAAGGCCGAUGAGCUAGCCGCUAAGGCUGCAAUUAAGGGCAUUGACGUUGGAGAAAAAGCUGCAGGCAAGAUUAAGGAAACUAUCGGCUCCAACAAGGGCGAGGUCAAGGGAAAGGCCAAUGAGGCCGCUGGUGAAGUAAAGGGAAAGGCACAUGAAGUCGCUGGUAAGGCUAAGGAGGCCGCCGGUGAAGUCAAGGGAAAGGCUAAGGAGGCUAAGCAUGAACACCUCGAUUAA
Messenger RNA from Penicillium taxi, 354 nucleotides. RefSeq lists its product as uncharacterized. The record is from RefSeq and is a predicted model, not a curated record. The coding region runs from base 1 to 354 and encodes 117 amino acids. NCBI's taxonomy places the organism in Eukaryota, Fungi, Ascomycota, Eurotiomycetes, Eurotiales, Aspergillaceae. The transcript is spliced from 3 exons.